This is a messenger RNA of Maniola jurtina (meadow brown), 3467 nucleotides long. RefSeq lists its product as uncharacterized. The coding region runs from base 194 to 3454 and encodes 1086 amino acids. The transcript has 5 exons. NCBI's taxonomy places the organism in Eukaryota, Metazoa, Arthropoda, Insecta, Lepidoptera, Nymphalidae. The record is from RefSeq and is a predicted model, not a curated record.
UAAUCGAAUUACUUCCUUAUACUUAUUUCUUAUCUGUAAGUUAAUUUUCUUUUUUACUGCAAAAUCCAAUUUAGCUUUUUAACGCACGAUUAAAUUAACGAGCAAAUUCAAUUUUUGAAUCAGUAUUUUCAAUUCCAUGUUUCUGAAAACAUGUUGAAUUUAGCAAAAUGAAGGUGCAAUUUGUAAAAAAAAAAUGAAUAAAAUAUUGUUUUUGAUCCUUGUGUGUAAAAACGUAAUAGCGAGCGACGAAGAAAUUAACGAUAAAUAUAUUGAUUUACUACCCGAAGAGGAAAAACAAGAGUUCUUAAAUAGGAUAGCAAGAAGAAUUCUAGAAGGAAUCCAAAGUAAUGAUACUCCAAAUGAAUCACACGUGGAAAUAACAGACGAUCAGUUAGACGCCCAAGAUGCUUUCGUUAAAGAAAUUCUCAAAGAAGAGUCAGAUAAUUUGAAAAAUGAAAAGAGGUUAUCCGAAAAUAAAGAAGCCGAUGAAAAUGAUCAAGGUGAAACAAAUAAUGAUCAUUUAAAUGAAAAUUACGACGCUGGAGUUGAAUCAAAUACUGGUGAUAAAGAAGAACAUAUAGAUUUGACCCUACGUGAAGGAAAGAGACAAAAAAGGACCAAUGGCAAUAGUUUAGUACAAAAAGAAACAACCACUGAGAUGUCUUAUGACGUUAUUCCUGUAAAAAUUGUGUACGAUCAAUUUAAAAAUGAUGAUGUUAAAAUUAAUAGUGAACCUAUGCUUGCGUCAUUAAAAGAAAAUAGUACAAUAGAGCAGGAAGGUACAACAACUAAUGUGAAUGAUGAAAUUACCAUUAAUUCAGAAAAAGAGCAAAAAGUAAAUGUAAACCAUGAAGAAAGUGUAGCUUUUGUAGAUAACUUAGAAAAUUCAAGUGAUUUGGUAUCGGUCAAUAAAGAAAAUUUAGGGAAAUCGUUUCAUAAUAAGUUUCAAAAUAAACUUGAGACAGCUGAAAUGGUAGACUUUGAACGGAAUCCCAAUGAAACUGUAGAUUAUAACAUUAAUGAUGGAGAGACGUCUCCUUUGUUGACUACAGUUUCUGAAGAAGUCACUGAUAGAACGGCAAGCGAUGCAGGGACCCAAAAAAUAUACGAUAACAGUACUGAAGAAAAAGAAAAAGUUCAGGAAGAAAAAACUACUAUAGAAUAUAGCACAACGAGCAAUAAUGUUACAGAAACAAUUAAAGAAACUACUACAAGUUCCACUGUCGCCACAGAAACGAGUAUAGGUGAAAGUACAAAUACUGCGAUAAGCCUACAUAAUCGCAAGGACACGAUUUUAAGGAGUAUUACUGAUUCUUCUGAACAUGAAGAUAUAAAAACUGGAACAGUGACGUUGAAAACAAAAUCUACAUUAGAAACUACCUCAUUAUCAACCAGAGAUAAUACUUCACUUAGUGAACCAAUUAGUGAAGUUGUGAAUGAUACUAGUGAGUCUAAGGACAUGGAAAAAUUAGAUAUAAAUGAAAGCAGUUUUACCAAAAAUGAACAUAAUAUGACAUUAGGAAAUCCUGAAGUAGUAAAAAAUGUAGAAAAUGAGGACAUAGAUAUCUUAUUUGUAUCUAAAAGUGAAAAUAUAUCGACAUCAAAAGAUACUGUGAACGUUAAUACGGUUGAACAUAGUACAGAAAGAGCUAACUCGUCGGAAAAACUGGAUAAUAAUAAGCUAAGUAAUAAUACUGUUUCAAAAGCAAGACCAGACAAUAUAGAUGAGUCGCAAAUUGAUGAAAACGAAUAUAUAAAAAAUAUUGGUGAUGAUUCUAAUAAUGUAAAAGUGUACGAAGUUUUUGAAGUUGAUCCUAAUCAACCGCAUUUCAUGACAACUGGCAAGCCUUCACAAAACGAACAUCCUUUAUACGCACCUGUGUAUAACUAUGCACCGGAAAAUGCAUAUUUUAGGCCCUAUAACAAAUUCGGGCCAAACGUAGAAGACUUUGACAAUAAAGAUAUACUAGAAAGUAAUAAAGACGAAGAUUCAAAGCAAUUCGUUUUAAUAGAUGCAAGAAACCGUUUUUCAGGAUUUAAUAAAGAUAAAAAAAGUGGUAGCUCCGAUACAAAUCUAAGAAAUACUAAACAAUCAUCCAAAAAACAAAAGCCAAACCAAUAUCAUGGAUUUAUAAAACCAGUCACAGUAAAUUUGUUAAACCAGGAAAUCUAUUACAAUCCCGAUGAUUACGCUGAUUAUUAUUUUGGUCGGAUUUUGAGAACAAAGAAAUACAGGAAUAAUAAUCCAAACAAUGAUAAUUAUAAAACGUAUUUUCCUGAUUCUAACGAAGAAGAACAUCCUAUGAAUAGAAUAUCAAAAAGAGGUAGUAUAAAAGACUUUCUCAAAGCUGUAAGAAAUAUUUCGUAUCACCAGAACCUAUUUGGCUUUGCACCUCAAGUAAGCGAAAGACCAAUUCGAAAAACGAAUGAAUUUUUCCAAAAAUUUAAAAAGUCUAAAACACCAAAAAUAUAUCCAAUUUCUUUGGAUUAUUAUUUUGAUAGAGCUGAUCCUGAUAUUAAAAAGGAACGGUUUAGAUCAAAUAAAUCUAAAUUAAAACCUAACAUUGACAUUAAUAUUGUACCAGUAACACCAAAUCCACAAAAUUAUGAAACGGAUUUCGUAAAUAUACCAGAAAAGCAAGAUUUAGAAACAGAUAGUCAUAGUAAAUCGAUAAAUCAAGAAAUUAAUGAUCUGCCUUUCAAAAAAUUAUUUGAUUCAAUGAUAGUUGUAUUGAAAGAUUCGGUACAAGUUAAAAAUGAGAAAUUAGUGAAAUACAAUUGGUUGGAAACGACUGUCAAUAUACAGGCGGCUUUGAGAAAAUUAUUGGAUUUAAUUCAACAAUUAAAGGAUGGCACUCACGUACACCCAAAAGACAUUGAACUAAUGAAAUACACAAUCUACCUUUUCAAAUCAUCAAAAAUAGCAUUAGAAGAAGAAUCAAUGAAUAGAAACUCAAAUAGGAAUAAAGAUAGUAUGAAAACAAAGAAGAGUGCUAUAAAAUUCCCUAAAACUAAGAUAAAAACUAAAAUCAAGGAUCCAUUAAAACUGUGGAAGAACUUUGCAACAUUUCUAAGAAGUGAGGAAAAAAUAGAAGAGCAAAGGAAUAAUUUAAUAAAUGAUUUUGAAGAUUUGCUGGAAAAUCUUCUUUUUAAUUUGAACGAUUUACAUGACGCAAUAAAGCACAUAUCAAUAAUAACCGAAUACAAAAACCAAAAUUGGCUCCAAGAUCUCAAUUUUAUAUACCUAGAAAAAGGAAACAAGAAAAACCUAGCCAAAAUUAUCCUACAUUUGAGUCUAUCUAGACUUCUAGAUUCUAUAGAAGACAGUUCAUCUCUAGUGGAAGAAAAUUUUAGAAAUUUCGUCAAGAAGAAUAGAGAAAUUGUAAAGAAGAGCAAAGAAGAAUGUUUAUUUGUUUUAAAUGUACUGGAAGAGUUGAGAAGAUUAAAUGAAUGAUAAAAAAAAUUAU